CUUGGUCUCGGUCUGGACGUAGGCUCUGCCGGCGGCGGACUCCUUGACAGGGAGAUGGUGGUUCAAGACUUCAGGAAUGAGCUUGAGGGCCACCAUCAAGAUGUUGUGAAAGACCUCGGGGUUUUUGAUACUGUAGCGUUGUGGGUUCUCCUCAUCCUCCUCGUUCAGGUGGGCAGCGCAGCGAAAGGCAAUCACUGUCUGCUUAGCAGCCUUGAGCGACUUGGUCUCGUUGAGCGCCUUCUCCCACUUGGCAACCAUGGCCUUGGUCAACUCAUGGGCGGAAUCGUCAACCUCCUCUUCUUCUUGUGCCUUCUUGCCCUUCUUUUGCUUCUUCUUCGGUUGCUCGUCUUCCUCGUCGCUGCCGCUAAGCUCGUCGACCUCGUCGAGUGAUGCGUUUUCGUCAAAGUCGAGAGCCUCUGGGUCGUUCUCCUUCAAGAACUUAUAGAAUUCGGGAUCCUUCUCGGCGAGAGCGGCCAUGGCGUUCUUGGACAUGCCAAGAUCCUCCUCAUCCUCCUCAUCGCUGAAGCCAGCCUCGCUAUCGGUAACCACAUCCUCCUCGUUGUCGGAAACAUCGAUAUCGCUGCCGUCGCUCUGAUCAGAAGUCUCCUCGCGGGCAUUGGCCUCCCCGCGCUUCCGCUUUCCAAGAGCGGCAGUCUUGCCAUUCUCCGUUGGCGCACCCUUGUCGAGGAUCUCGAAACCGCCCUUAAAGAAAUCGUCGACGCUCAUCUCGGUUCCCUGCGUACCGGGCUUCUUGUUUGCUGGUCUCUUGACGGUGCCAUCGGCUCCCUUGAAGAACUCAUCGUCCUUUGCGCGCUUGGCCUGCUUCUUCUCCUUGAUCUGCUGCUUCUGUUUGAUCUUGGCGACCGCUUUUCUUCUUUCGAGAACACCACUGAGAUGUUUUUGUUCGAAUUUCUUCGUCGCCUUUGCGUUCUUCUUAGAGGCACCCAUCGUGGCGAGUUAUGGUGAUGGAAAAAGUCGGCAAUUGGUGUGGCUUUGCCGAACAGCCCCUUCAACAAUUUGCUGGCUCAGAAGUCGCAUGUCUCCAAACUUUUUUUGAUGUUCCUGUCCGGGGUGCUUAUCGGAUUUCUUAUCAGGCGGGGCGCUAAGCUUGGAAUGUCACUAGCGCGGGAGCGGUGACUGGGAUUCUGCCACCUUUGUUGCCCCCUUAUCGGACGAUAACAACUUCCCCCAACGUCGUCAGCAUCCAUCCCCCUUCCAAGCUGUACUUGUGUGCCGCGAUGCGCUUGCGCAACUGCAGCGCGAGGCCUUCACCAUGCUAAACAGGCAACCAUAUGCGCCGACACCGCACAGCUACGUGCCAAACUCUACGCUCUCGGCGACUAUAAAUCUCGAUGAGGAAGUGAAACUAGCCGACACCCGCGCUGAGCGUGACCUUCAAGACUCCCUCGCCGAAAUCUUCAGCAUCAUAGUCACCCUCGACGAGCUCGAAAGGGCCUUCCUCAAGGACGCCAUCCCCGAAGCAGACUACACCGAAAUAUGCGAGCGCUCUCUCAAACAAUACAAGUCCCUGGUCGCCGAUGAAGCAGUCGCCCGCGCCUUUGUCGGACUGGAGGAAUUCAAAGCAGAAUGGGAUCUUGAAGUGCCCCGCGCCACAGAGCGCAUUCGCGUGGGGAUGCCCUCCACAACAGUGGACGCAUCUGCUGGACACCACGGAGGCGGCAGCGGUGGUGGAGGAAAUGGUUCCAAAUCUGAAAACUCGGGUGGUAAAAACCCUAGUGGACAGCUCAUUCUGGAGGCGACGCAGGACUUCAUCACGUUUUUGGAUGCGUUGAAGCUGGGCUUGCUGGCAAAGGACCAGUUGCAUCCUCUGCUGACGGAUGUGAUUCAGUCUGCGAACAAGGUGACGGAUAGGGACUUUGAAAACAGAGGCAAGAUUGUCCAGUGGCUGAUUACGCUCAACCAGAUGAAGGCUACGGAAGAGCUGAGCGAGGACCAGGCGAGGGAGUUGGAGCUGGACAUCAACUCUGCGUAUCAGGGUUUCAAGGCUACCCUCUAA
This is a messenger RNA of Podospora pseudopauciseta, 2017 nucleotides long. RefSeq names its product Vacuolar protein-sorting-associated protein 28 (gene VPS28). Lineage: Eukaryota; Fungi; Ascomycota; Sordariomycetes; Sordariales; Podosporaceae. Gene Ontology annotation, cellular component: ESCRT I complex. The coding region runs from base 1274 to 2017 and encodes 247 amino acids. Gene Ontology annotation, biological process: protein transport to vacuole involved in ubiquitin-dependent protein catabolic process via the multivesicular body sorting pathway. The record is from RefSeq and is a predicted model, not a curated record. The transcript is spliced from 2 exons. Gene Ontology annotation, molecular function: protein-containing complex binding.